CGAUGCUAUUUGGAAUAUUUGAUGUUUCUUCCCUUCCCAUGUUACAUCCUCCGUUCUCCAAUCCAGACACGCUAUCAUCCUGAUGCUUCAAAAAGGGCAUCCCCGGAUAUUGCCCCCCCCCCAGCCCUUGUACCCCCAGGGGAAACCAACAGGCGCCCACCUGCCCGGACAGCCCCUGCCUCCCCACCCACUCCCCUGGGCAGUCCAUUAGGCAGGAGCUGGGACUCCGCUGCAGCUGCAUCCGGGUCUGGACCCUCUGGUUGCCUUUUGUGCUCCUGGGACCCCCUGAGAGGGUGCAGUGAAGGGGGGGCCGCCUGGACUCUCUGAAAGUGAUGGGAAGUGCUUUGUACACAAGGAACCAAACUCUAUAAUUUAGAGGAGAAUUUCCGGGGCAAUUCCAUUGUGAGGUCGGGUUUAUGGUGUGCAAUCGAGCUGAGCAGUAAAAGGCAUACUGACCUGCCGGCUGGGCUUCCAGCGAGGCCUGAGCAGUUUAUGAGGCGUUUAGGGGAAGGGUUUGCCCCACCACACUCCACCGAGCGGUGGGCAGCAGGGACUUCGGCUGGUCCAACCCUGAGCAAGGGUUGGAGGCUUGGAAAGGCACUCAAGCCCUUGAGGAGCUGGCAGAGGCCCAUGGGUGGCCCCCGUGACGUCUUCCAGAACAGUCCCAGCGCUAGGAGUACCUGGAAAGGCUGCCGCUGGCCCCGCGGAGCGAGACCACCUGUGAGGGCUGCUGAGAUUGGCGGAGGCGGUCAUGUGGGAGGUCACGUGCUGCGGCGAGCUCGGUCCAAAAGAAAAUGGGGUUUGGUGUAAAUCUGGGGGUGUAAUGUUAUCAUAUAUCACGCUACCUCGUAAAACCGACACUGAAAGCUGCCGGACAACAAAUCACAGGUCAAAAUUAUGAGUUCUUCGUAUUAUGUGAACGCGCUUUUUAGCAAAUAUACGGCGGGGGCUUCUCUGUUCCAAAAUGCCGAGCCGACUUCUUGCUCCUUUGCUCCCAACUCGCAGAGAAGCGGCUACGGGGCCGGCGCCGGCGCCUUCGCUUCGACCGUACCGGGCUUGUACAAUGUCAACAGCCCCCUCUAUCAGAGCCCCUUCGCGUCCGGCUACGGCCUGGGCGCCGACGCCUACGGCAACCUGCCCUGCGCCUCCUACGACCAAAACAUCCCCGGGCUCUGCAGUGACCUCGCCAAAGGCGCUUGCGACAAGGCGGACGAAGGCGCGCUGCACGGCCCGGCCGAGGCCAAUUUCCGCAUCUACCCCUGGAUGCGGUCUUCAGGGCCCGACAGGAAGCGGGGCCGCCAGACCUACACGCGCUACCAGACGCUGGAGCUGGAGAAGGAGUUCCACUUCAACCGCUACCUGACGCGGCGCCGCCGCAUCGAGAUCGCCCAUGCGCUCUGCCUCACCGAGCGCCAGAUCAAGAUCUGGUUCCAGAACCGCCGCAUGAAGUGGAAGAAAGAGCAUAAAGAUGAGGGUCCGGCCGCCGCAGCCCCGGAGGGCGCAGUGCCCGCCGCCGCCGCCGCCGCCGCCACCGCCGCCGCCACGGACAAGGCCGACGAUGAGGACGAAGACGACGAAGAGGAAGACGACGAGGAAGAGGAAUGAGGGGCCGAGUAGGGGCCCUGGCUGCACCAGACAGUCGGGAAAGCGUCUUUAGAGACUCACUGAAUUUAUUUACAAAAGUGGAAAAAAUAAAAAGAAAACGUGAAAAACAAAAACAAAAACAAAAACAACAAUCCCCAACCUGCACCCAUCUACCCCAUUACCUAUCCCAGCUCCCACCUUUUCUGGACUAAGCAGCCGCCUAGACUGGGUCCCCUUGGGGAUCCCUCUGCCCCAAGGACUCCCAGCAGACACUCUCCCUACCCUGCCGCCCAGUUCUGCACUGGCACGGCUAAAAUACUACCUAGCACAGGCCUCGGCCAGAGGCAACCCCAAACUACCUAUGGGCCCAGUCCCCAGUAGGCCUCCACUCCCAGGAAGCCCAGACGCGUCCCAACACUGGCAGACACCCAGCACCUCCCCCAUACCGACAAGGACCCGAUUUUCUCAGUACUACCUACUCGCCCCAAACUACCUAUUUUGUGCUCACUGGCUCGCCUGCUACCUAGUGCCGGCCCCUUCCCCGGCCAGGCCCCUCUUGCUUCUGCCCAGCAGCCUUUGGGGUCCCUGAGGCUGCACUGAGAAGACGCUGGGGUCCGGGGACCAGGGUAUUGGCUUCUAUUUAAAUUGAAAAAUAAUAUAUUUAUUCCAAAGCAUUCUAAGUGCUGCAACCUAGAAUCCCUCCAUCUCUGGUCUGGGCACCCCAAGUUCAGGCCCUUUACUCCCACUUCUGGAGGGGAGCACUCCCAAGCUAGCUGCAGACCUCUGGGUUAGCUUUGCUUAGUAGGACUGCAGAGAUGCUCCCAGCCUCCUGCACCUCCCCUGGCCCCAUGUCCUACUGUCCAGCCAUGUUGAAUAUGUACACCCUGACUUUUCCUACAAUAGCAAAUAUUGUAUAUUUGAACAAGAUUUUUUUUUUGUCAUUUA
Molecule: messenger RNA, 2529 nt
Organism: Acinonyx jubatus (cheetah)
Lineage: Eukaryota; Metazoa; Chordata; Mammalia; Carnivora; Felidae
Gene: HOXA7
Product: homeobox A7
Exons: 4
Coding region: 898-1605 (235 amino acids)
Biological process (GO): anterior/posterior pattern specification; regulation of transcription by RNA polymerase II
Cellular component (GO): nucleus
Molecular function (GO): RNA polymerase II cis-regulatory region sequence-specific DNA binding; DNA-binding transcription factor activity, RNA polymerase II-specific
Source: RefSeq, a predicted model, not a curated record